AUGAUUACGCAGAAUGAUAGGGGAUAUCAAAAUCAGGUUCUUAACCAAGGAGACGGCAAAGGCCAAAAGGGCAAGGGCAAAAAGACAAGGGCAGAAGCAAAAAGUAGCCACCAUUCGACCAUGCCACAAAAUUGGUCUCAUUCAAAACUGAGUCUUUCACAGAAAGAACAGGACGGAGCGUACCACGGUCGUCGUCAGUGGCCACUACACCGUACGGUCAUCUCUGUUGUUGCCGUAGCGUCAAGUGCGAACAACGGCUGUGGUGAUUCAGCGAUUGUGGCUUUGCACAAUGGCGCCCUUGUACUUGCCAGCUUCGACUUCUGGCUAACUACUGGCACGUGGGCUGCUUUGGAACGAAGCUCAGCUCAGCUCGGUGCUUCGGUUCGAUCCGCCACGUCAGCAAGUGAACAGUUCGUGCACAGUGGUAGUAAGACGCAGUUCGCCGUUGCCCCGUGUCCCGUCGUCGCUGCCGCACAAGGUCCUGUUAUGGAGAAACCGACCAGACUGAAGCUCGUCUAUCACAGCAUCAUUGUUGCCGUACUGGUCAUCAUUCUGACCCUGGUCGUCUUGACGUACGUCCAUUGCGAGCGACAUCAAAGAAAUGUGCCCGACGGUGAGUAUUCUACUGUCCCAUCAGAAGCCACUGCUCAGCCUUUGGCCUGUCCCCCUGUGUCUGACGAAAUUACCUGUCAUGGUUAA
Messenger RNA from Soboliphyme baturini, 699 nucleotides. The record is from the annotation of a GenBank genome assembly. Lineage: Eukaryota; Metazoa; Nematoda; Enoplea; Dioctophymatida; Soboliphymatidae.